This is a messenger RNA of Saxophila tyrrhenica, 1143 nucleotides long. RefSeq lists its product as uncharacterized. The coding region runs from base 1 to 1143 and encodes 380 amino acids. The record is from RefSeq and is a predicted model, not a curated record. The transcript has 2 exons. NCBI's taxonomy places the organism in Eukaryota, Fungi, Ascomycota, Dothideomycetes, Mycosphaerellales, Extremaceae.
AUGUCCAGAACCGCUUCCUCAUCCUACGAGCACUGGCCCGAUGACGCCACACUCACUUCAUCCACCACAAUGGCAUCAAUCUCCGGCUACACCAAGCACAACGGCAUGCGCGAGUGCGAGUACGAACCCGCUAACACUGACAAGGCCUCAACUACCACCGGAACCACAACCACGGCCAAGCUCAAAAGCAAAGGCGAGAAAAUGAAGGCCGCGGAAAUCGAAGCAGCUCCCGAAGCACCACUUUUAGCGCCCGCACCACCAGCACAUAUCGCUCAGCCGUACCAGUACAGCUACCCGCCACGGUAUAGUUACUGUGCACCCAGUCCACAAUACCCUUACUUUCCGAAUCCGAGCUUUAUUGUGCCAGCGCCGGCGUACUACGGUCUCCCGGUGCUGCAACUCCAGCACCCGUACGAUCUGCCGCCGGGUUACUGCUACGUUCCUGCGUACGCGCCAGCGGUCGAGAGCAGAGCGGACACGAAAGGGGAGGGAAAUGGUGGCAAGAAGAAGUCCAAGAAGCUCGAGACGAUGAAGUGGCAAGGUCGUACGAAGGCGGAGGUCGAGGAGGAUAAUAUGAAGAUUGCGGUGAAGGAGGGAGCGUACAAGAAGAGGAAGAUUGAGCCGGUGGGGUUGGGGGAUGAUCAGCCGGUUUGGGUGGUUCUGGGGAAUGGGAGUCAUGCGUUGAGGAUGUACAGCGAAGCGAAAGAGAUGAAAGGGGAGUGGCAUAAGGAUCCCAGAUUCAAAGGAAGCCUUUACCUCGUGUGUGAGCAGGACAAGGUUGAGGGAAAUGGAAAGGAGAAGGCGGAGGGAAAGGAUUAUCAGGCGGAGAGUAAGGGUGGCAAGGGUGGAAAGAAAGGUGGCAAUGGCGACGAGAAGAAGUCUGGCAAGAAGGACAACGAGAGGAAGGACGAGAAGGGGAGUGAGGAGAAGGACGAGAACAAGAAAGAUGGCGCAGACGCUGGCAAAGGCAAGAAAGGUGGAAAGAAGGGCAAAAAGGGCGGGAACGGUGGCAAGAAGCAGGGCGGAAAGGAAGAGCAAACUCCCGACGAGUCUGAAGGCGAGAAUGCUGAGGGUGAGGAGGGUGGCGAAGGCAGCGCAAAGGACGCAAGGCCCAAGGAAAAGAAAUGCACUUGCGGGAAGUGA